This is a messenger RNA of Pocillopora meandrina, 6809 nucleotides long. The record is from the annotation of a GenBank genome assembly. NCBI's taxonomy places the organism in Eukaryota, Metazoa, Cnidaria, Anthozoa, Scleractinia, Pocilloporidae.
AUGAUUGGCUUUCAAUUUACUUCUGUGGCUCUCCUGUGCACGAUGUGUCUAGUAAACGGAUAUGCAGGUAUUGAAUUCUACAGAAAUUUAAUUCAACACCUAACUGGUUUUAUGAAAAUGGAAUCAGCCAGAUCUUUCGGCUUUUUCCUAUACCCAGUCUCCUCCUUCCUGCGUUGUAUUAGUCUUGUGCCCAGGCUUCCUACUGUCAAUUGGCUGCGGAAUCGAUGUGGGGGAUCUUGGUGCAGGUUUACUGAAUGAUGAGUAAGUGCGACACUUUGUGGAUAAAAAUUACUGAGGGAAGGAGAGGCAGGUACUGAAUGUCCACGAGUCUAAAUAUUUUCAAAGCUUAAUACAGAACGAGAACGAGAGUAACCGGCUGACGCACGCGCAUCGCGCAAAGAAGUUGAGAUUCUCUGAGCGAUUUCCUCUCCCCGCCCUCCCCCCCUACUUCUCCUGUAUUUCCCUUGUCAUUAGCGUUCAGUCCUCCAACGGUCUUUUAUGUGUUCAUGGCUAUCAAUGAGCGAAGGACGUAAGAUUAACCAGAGAUUUGUAGAUAGGAUGAAAAAAGAAGGGUGACUUAAUAUUUCGAACACUGGUGACCAGUGUGUAUGAUUUCCAGGGUGAAACUAAAAAAUUGAAUUGUUUAAGAAGAAAAACAUUUAUGUUUUCUUAAAGGGAUUUUUGGCGAUGAGUGCCCCGUUGAACUUUCACAAAAGACUUCCAGGGCUUGCCAAGAAAGACGUUAUCGACAACUUCUGGCUAAUAAGAAUAUCUAUCAGUUGGUUCCCAUUUCAUUUCUUCCUAAUGAACCAAUCAGAUGGUUGAACAUGACAAGUGAUAAGAUGGUAAGUUGCUCUACAGACUCACAUUCCGCCCAUCGGAGGUCUGGUGAUUAAUUGGUUAAUCUCUAUCCAUUCAGAACACAUUUUGAUAGAGUGCGAUGGAGGCAAAACCAACGAAACCACAGCAGCCAAUCAAAGGAUAGGAAAAUUUUACAGGGAGCCAAUAAGAAACCGAAAAAAAAAAACUCGAAACAACCUGAAAAGUGGGAAAGCGCAUAUGACCAGGUCACGAUAGGUUAUAGCUUUGCCUCUGAUUGGUUGGUAAUGUGGGUUGAACUUUCAACACCAAUCACAGAGCACCAAGCAAAAAAAAAAACGUGUAAUUUCGGAUUACUUCGAUACUCAUCUGAAAAAUACUCUGCCCAGCUUAUUGCCCAGUGAUUAUCUGUUCGUUUCCUGUAGUUUAUGACAGUACUCUUUCUUUUGUCCAACAUGACGCACGGGUUUUAGACGGUUUCAAAUAUCAUUCCUGAUUACUACACGGUGAUAAAACUAAGGUUAAAGGUACUGCAGUUUAACAACAUUUCUGAGGUCCAAUUGCCUUUGAAGAUGAUGACUGAUUGGUAAAAAAAAAAGGGCAAAAAAAAAACAGCAAUUAAUUCUUCUCAAAUUUCAGGAGCAACUUUUCCCUCCCAAAGUCAAUUCUCUACCAAGAUACAGAACUAACAACUACGUACCCAACAAUAUCUUUCAUCUUCGUCUCUUUGUAAUUUUAUUUCCUACAUUAAUGGUAGACUAUUCAUCCCUUCUCCUUCAAUAUCUUCAUUAACUUCUAGUCAAUUUUCAUCAAAUUUUAGUGAAAAUUACACAUAUGUGAAUAAAUGGCUACUACGAAUUACCAGAGUAAAAGUAAAAUCCUCCAGAAAAAUUGUAGAAAAGAUAAAUUCAGUCCUUAGGGGUUGAAACGUUCGAAGGUAAAUACAGUGGUGUUUUUGUUUUAUUUCAAGAGCCUUGUAUGGUUUGUUUUGUUUCCUUCAGAGAGCUGUAUUCAGUAAACACCCGUUCGAGCAAUGGGAAUUUAAUAUAUACCUUGCAAAAACCGUGGGAGGUGCUGAGAUUUUGAAACAGUGGCACAAACUUAAUGCAGGAGAAGAUAUACAAAGUUUUGCGGACUUUGUGAAGAUAUAUACUUUCUUCCGAAAAGCGCAAGAACAAUUGGGGGUAAGCAGAUGUAACAUUUUGAUCUAGAAUAGGCUAAGAAACCUCAUUCUUUUGAUGAAUUCACAAGAUGAUUCUUGUUCGCUCACUAUUCACCUUGUGUUGGCUUAUCGAAUGAUCAGCAAUGGAUUGCCGCCUUGUUUUUUUGCAGUUUUAUUAGCUAUUUACGUCUACAUGUUGCGCUCAAAACUUUUUUUCCCGAUAGGAUCCGUAUUUCAAAAAUCCCUCCGACGAAGAACCGUUCCAGAACAUCAUCAAGUACUGGAUGCGUGAUAAAGUGUUCGCUGAACAGAGGCUCGCGGGAGUCAAUCCUAUGACAUUGAUGAGGAUCUCAACCGAUAGGGGUACAAAAGAAAAAUUUUGAACUAAGCGCGGGAAAAUGGCGCUUGACUUUGAUUGAUGUUGCACGUUGUCUUAAUCACAUUACAUAAUGGGUGUGGCCAGGAGGAAGGGGUCUUUAGGUGCACACUAUCCCCUUUUUGCCAAAGUGAUGAUUUAUAUUAGGGAAAGGGAAAGGAAGCUAGAGUAAGGCCUCUUCUCAAUAAUCUCAGGUUUACGCCGCUUUUUAACUUAUGCAACAUUUGAUAACCUUUUUUACAAAGUGACAAGUAUUACAGCACAAGAAAGCGCUUUUUAAUUUAUCACAAAUUGUACUGCAUUUUUUCUAUGGGGACAGCGGAAAAGAGAGAUUUUUUUCUAUUCACCCUGUCAAUUGGAAGCACAGGAUACAUAUGCCAUUAGCUCUUAUGUUCAGUUUGACUAAUUUUUUGUUCUUGUCUCACAGAGAAUGUUGGUUUGAAGUGGAGCGAGCUCAAGAAAGUUUUAAAUCAGGAGUUCGAUUGGGAAAAUCUUUUAAUCAAUACUCCAAAUAUGCCAAAGAUCUCACUGCCAAAAGUAAGUCCUAUUUAGACGAAAGUUUUUGUAAGUGUGAAUUGAGGCGGCAAGGCCAUCCAAAUAUUUCAAGCUGAUCUCUUUUCCAUUGACUCACAGAGUUAGUUUUACAGUGAGGGAAAUUUGUAGAAUUUAGUUUUAGUAUGAGAAGAGUCAACCAAUAAGAGACGAUCCCAGUAAAGGACGCUGAUUGGUCAAGGAGAACAGGAAGAGUUUAAGCCAAAGUUUUCGAGACGCAAGAGAUGCUAAAAAGACUGAAAUUUUUUAGAUUCAUGAUUUUAUUACUAAUUUAAAGGGCUGUCUCAUUAGAAGAUCAAUUUAUUCAUGUCAGUAUAUAACAAGUUCUAGACAGCUUUCAGUAGGGAUAUUUGAGAACCGGGCCGCACAUCUGUUUUUGGCCUAAGUAGUGAGCUUAGUUUUGUCAGUUUGAAAGCGAAAACAGGAAAUCUGACGGCCAUCUUGGUUUAGAAUCAUCAAAUGCUCCUAUCUCUCAUUGGUCUCCUAAGCCGAGCUCCUUGGCAAAUUACCACUAAGUUCUUAGUGAUAUCCGUGGAGCGUGAUUCACAACCUUUUCCCGUUGUGAUCCCUGCCACAAGACCCCUCUCCCGCUUUCCCCCACACAACCUUUAUCUACAAUCCUCCAUUCAUCCACAGGCAAUAAGCAGCAAAAUGGUGUUUGUUUUACGUUAUCCACUUUUGGAUUAUCUACCAGCGAUGCCAGACAUCAUGGAGUCGCGUCCUCAUAGAAAGAUGUGGGAUCCUACUUCACCGAUAACGUUCUUCGCUGUCCAUCCAAACAACAGAAAUAAUCUGAUCCCAAUAGCCAUUCAAAUGGACGUCAAGCCCGGUAUGAAUAUUCUCUGUACAGAGUACAACGUGCGCUGUGAAAAGACAAGACAAGACCCUGAAAAAGAAUGUCGAUUAUUGUAAAAAGACCUCAUCCAUCUGCGUCCACUCGAUGAAAGUGACCGAAAAGUAUCUUGGUCCACUUUGAGGAGGGAGGGAAACUUUCGGAAUUAAUUAGUUUCCGCUUGACUUGACGUUUGUUCAAUACAGGUCGCAAUUUAAUAAAAAUUUUCUUUGAUUUCAUCUAUUUUUAGGUUCUCCAGUUUACACGCCGAAAGACGAUGGCCUCUGGAUGCUGGCAAAGCUCAGCGUCCAAGGCGCAGAUCUCGGCUACAACCAAGUCGCUGAACAUUUGGCGAAGACGCAUCUUCUCUUGGAGCCCUUCUGCGUGAGUAAGGACAGACAGCUGUCCGAGAAUCACCCACUUCAUCAGAUCAUCAAGUAUCACUGCAGGUUGUGCAUCGUUUUUAAAUUUUUGAUUUUGGCAAUUUGCAUCUAGAUACGCGUAAUAUGAGAAAUAUCCUGAUCAUGAUCGUAUCUUGAUCGUGAUUUUGUCGUUAUAGAAAUCGUGCUCGUGCUCGUUAUCGUAUCGUAUCGUGAUCGAAAUCAUGUUCGUGAUUGUAUCGCCAUUAAAAUCGUGAUUGUGUUCAUGACGUGAUUUUUUCGAGAUCGCCAUCGUGAUCGUAACAAAAUUGUGACCGUGAUCGUGAUUAUCACUAUCAUUGCAGAGGCAUCAGUAUAACAGAUAAGUUGGCCUUUCAACUUCUGUUAGGACCGAAUGAAAACCUGCACAAGCUGUUCCCGUACGGUUAUCGUGGAGCUGUAAACAUUGCUCUGAAGUCCUACAGGCAAACAAGUUGGAAAGAUACAGAUUUUAUGGGAAAUAUUAAGGUAAAGCUUAUCGCAUACCGGUAUUUUUCUCCAAAAUUUCAUCCUGUACUCGUAGGCGUACAAUAUAAUAAGGUAUGGUUCUCCUUAGUUGACAAUGGUUGCCUAAUAGGUGGAGCAAAACUUACAUAAGUUCACGCUGGAGCCUGUAAAACUCAAGUUUGGAUUGUGAGCGGAAUCUAUAAUGAACGGUUUUCUAAUUUUAAUCUGCAUCCAAGGGAUUGACCUCAGACUAUCGGAUUUCGCGGCUGGAAGCGACUCCAACUCUGCUUUUCAAAAAGCUAAGUACUUCAUUGCACGUAAGUGCCUGAUGUUUGCUAUUUUCACCUUAUCUCCAGAAACGCGGACUGGACUUCAGAACCCUCCGUUAUUUUCCUUACAGAGAUGAUGGUAAAUUCAUCUUCGAUACGAUCCAAAAAGCGGUCCGAGACUAUGUCAAUCAGUAAGUUGCGUGUGCAUAUGCGUGCAUAAGCGUACUUAUUUCCUGAUCAGUGAGCCAAUAUUAUCGUAUAUUCAAGCUAUACAAGCAUUGACAGCCUAUUUAACUAGUUUCUCUUUUUCUCCACUCCAGGUAUUACGAAUGUGACGAGGACGUACAAAGCGACUAUGAGCUGCAAAAUUUCAUGAAUGAGGUAUCUGCUGACGGCGUAGGGAUUGAUGGAGGCAAUGGAAAUGUAAGAAAAGCAAAAUUUUUGUCUUUUGAAGCAUUCUAUGAAGUUUGCUGGCCCAUGAAUUUUCUCGCACAGGAAAUCACUUGCACGACUCGGAUCAAAGAUCCCAUCGUAAUGAGAAGGGCGUUGAUCGCAGAAGUGUCUCUAGCGAGUACAAAUAGUCCCCGGUGAGGCAACAUUCUGCAGAUGAAUCAGACUAACGUAUUGCUCUUUCAGGUAAAGGAUCUUCCCAAUGAGUUGACCUCAGUUGAUAGUCUUAUGGCUUUCCUGACAAGACUUUUGUGGCAACUAAGCGCACAACACGCAGCCUUGAAUUAUCCCGUGGCAGACUAUGGAGGGUUUACACUUAACAUGCCCACGAAGCUGUAUCAAGAUUCACGAGUCUCCGAUGACGUGUUAUCCUUGUUCAAUUUUCCUAAUGCUAACAUUUCUGCGGUGAGCAUUCGUUCCUCGUUAUAUCGCCACAUAGUUUUAAUUUCACCAAGAGAUUAUAAACGGUUAAUUAACAGUUUAUAUUAUGGCCUGCAGUACAAUUUCUGUGCGGGCCUCAUGUAACAACUUGAUUUCAGGGUUUAAGAAUGUGACCCAGUUAGUUUAGUCGUUUUAGCGUGUGAUUUCCCCUGCGGAAGUUCGGGAGCGCCAGCUCCAUUAUAGAACCAACUCAAUGGUCUUGAAAUAACUGAAAUGAAUUUCCUGCUUUUUUGAAGACAUGUGCAAAUGGUCUGACGAUGUAAUAUUCUAGUGAAAGGACGCCAAACCCAGCAUACAAACUAGGUCCUGCCCCCUGUAUUUUCAAAGUUGAGCGGUUAGAACCGAUCGUUUACGAACCAAGGCACAACGAGCACGGGGUAAGCGAGGGGCACUGGGCACGGAACACGGAGCUCGGAGUACUGAGCAGGAUAAAAAGACCAUGGGGCACAGGGCUUAGGUCUCUAAGUGCAUGUAGCGCUCUUGUGUUUUUUCUGUGUCUCAGCAGGUCUAAAUAAAAACAAACUCGCUAAUUUCUGCUGGUUUUUUCUUCUGAGCAGCUACACGCUGAAUGAUAACGAAGGCGCAAACAGGACAACACUUAACCUUUCAGUUAAUGACGUAAUUUUAUUGUUAUCAAACUAAUACCUACUGCUGUUUUUUCUUCCAAAAGCAACACGCAAUUGUCGCCUUCUCCCUGACAAAUUACCGUUACGAUAGUCUCUUCGACUAUGGAAGCCAACUGCCGGACAAACGUGGAAGGGAUGUAAUAUCCAAGUGGUUUAACUUCCUUCAAAGACGCGUGCAGCCGAGCUUAGAGAAGAGGAAUCAAAACCGGUUCAAAGGGGAUCAUUUGACCUACCCCUACCUAUUGCCUCGCUGGAUACCGAACGGCGUACAGACAUAAAGAAUACUGAAUAAGAUUGCGAGAUAGAGGGAGAGUGGUUUUGGUCUUUUUGUUUCUUUGGAUUGAAGAAGAAAAGUUCCGAAACAUGAAAAUGAUUUCUACAUUGUUCAAACCAUGUUAAGCGAUUAAUAAAGCAGA